Molecule: messenger RNA, 648 nt
Organism: Paramecium sonneborni
Lineage: Eukaryota; Ciliophora; Oligohymenophorea; Peniculida; Parameciidae
Source: the annotation of a GenBank genome assembly
AUGUUCUCUAUAUCAUUAAUUCAAAUAUAGUUUACUUCAUUUAAUUAUUCAUUAAUUGACUAAUAAAAUAAUUUACAAUACUAUUUAAGAAAAGGUUUUGAGAGAUGUUUUUUUGUUGAAUUUUCUAAAAAUUAAUUUUAUUUUACAGAGUGUCAUAUUGCUAGCAUAUUAAAAGAAGCACCAUUUAAUUCUAAUAGAAAUAUAUUUGUAUAAGGAAUUAUUAAAAUAUUUAAUUAUUUGUGUAUAGACCUCCUAAAAAUUCUUUUCAUGUGUUUAAGAAUGUAAUUCUUAAAUAUAAAUAGAAUUCUGCAUCAAAAAUAUUAUUUUUGGAAGAAAUUAAGAUUUUAAAGGAGAAGUAUUUUCUAAUUUUUUGAUCUUAAAGCUAUUGAAGAUUUAAAUUAAAAUUUGUAAGAUUUAGAAUUAUAAAGUACUAAUACAAAUUAUAUUAUUGUUGAUGAUGUUGUUUAGAAAAAGAAGGCUAAUUUCUAAAAACAUAUUAAUACUAUUAUUUUAGAAUUUUAGAGAAUUUUCUAAUAUCAAUUGCAAAAAAGAUUUAAAUAUAAGCAUUUAUUCAAAUGGCUUUAAUUUUUGGGUCUAAAUUUUACUUCUAUAUUAUUUGAUUUUUACAAGAAAAAAUAAUUUUAAUGA